AGCUCUAGUGUGAAUGUUUCUUAAUGUCGUCAGCUUUAUGACCUACUUGCACUGCUUUGUGCUAGAGGCUGCUCUAAUAGAGUGGGGUCAAACGUUGUUGUAUUGAUGCCAGCGGUUUGCAUUACUUGUUUGAAGGUAGUGGCUAUUGUGGGCAAUUAAACUAAUCAUGCUUGCUUUGUAUUUCCCAAGUAAGCCAAGAAAGGCUGUGUGAUCCACGGAAGGUGAUUGCCUGAAGCUUUUAGAGUUUCCGGAAACUGAUAUAGUGAAGUAGGUUUAUAAAGCAGUUAAUAUGACAAGAAGCUUGUCAGAAGUAGAGAAACAGUUUUGGAUGAUAAAGGCUUGGGUCCAAGCCAAGUUGCCAUCAAGAAGGAACGAUCAUGCUUUGGGUUCUGAGACCCAAGUUGACUAUCUUUCAUUAUUCGAGCAUUUUUCUUUUCACGUUCCUUUUUUAUUUCUUUAAUGUCAAAAAGAUCAGCAACAACACAAUUAAAUGAGACAGAAAUGAUUAAAAGGAGCCAAUUUUCGUUUCCAUUAGAAGCUAAUGAACGAUACGAAGGCUCAUUUCCAGUGUAUAAGCAGCCUCAGGAAUUAACAUGUUAUAGCAUAGAUCAUCAUCGACGAGUUUGGUUUGAUGAUCGAGAAAUGAAAUAUUAUUAUCCACCUUUAGGAAAAGACUUGAAUGUUGGUUACGAUCAGUUUAUUCAAAGAGACGAAUCAGUAUCUGAACACAUUGAUACCUUACUUGAUGCACUCACGACAGUAAAACAGAAGCAUCCAUCGGAUAUACAAGCUGAUAUUGUUACUUGGCGUGGUAUAAUGACAAAGAUACUAUGUACACCCUAUAGUCGAAGAGAUGCUUGGGAACUACGUGCGACAAGAUACAAUGGAACUAUUUUUAUUGAAGAACAAUCAUUAAAAGACAAUAGCAAAGACACAGAUCGACAAAAACUUAUGGGAUAUUGGGGCUAUCGAUUUGAAACACUCUGUACUGUCAGUCAACCACCACAUAAAGUAAACAAGGAAGAGCUAAAGAAACGCGAUAAUGAGAGUGCAAAUACAAAUGUACAGUACUGUGUAGUAGUAAAGACAAAAUUAGGCAAUAAUUCCAUUAUUAUGGGAGCAGAGGUGGACUGCUGUAGAGACAUCAAACCAAAAGAUCCCACUGCACAAUUGAGCAAUUAUAUAGAAUUAAAGACAUCUAGAGUAAUAGAAACAGGUAGACAUGACUACUCAUUUCAAAGAUACAAACUAUUGAAAUUUUGGGCACAAUCCUUUCUUGUUGGUGUACCACGAAUUAUUUGUGGGUUUAGAAAUGACAAUGGUCUAUUAAUGGAAGUGAAGCAAUACAAGACAUUAGAAAUUCCUCGACAAGUAAGAAACACGAAAAACACGUGGAACCCUGCUGUAUGUUUAAAUUUUGCAAAUCGAUUGCUGGAUUGGAUUCAACAUAAUAUCACUGAAGACGAUCCUACGACGACGUAUCAAAUUGAAUUUAAAUCACCUUUUGAAGAGAUUAAUAUAAAGUGCACAGGCCAUGCCAAUGUAUUUUUAACUCAGAGGUUUAUUGAAGGAAAGACACUAAAUGAAAUUGGUGGCCAGAGAGCUACACAAAAGUAACCACUUCUUCAAACGCGUCAUAAUAAUAAAAUGAUCGAAUUGGAUACGUUUCAUCUAAAUUGAAAAAGUCAAUCAAAGCGAAUGAGAAAUCAUGAUUGAAAUGAAUAUGAAAAAAAAAGGGGAGAAAGCGUCGGUAUUAACAAGGGGAGAAUAAAGAGAGAGAGCUCGAUCGUAAACAAGGACAACUCAUGACACUCAGCAAAAAGCCUCUUCUACUCAGCACAUUCUAUAUUAAAAAGCCGCUUUCAGUUUAGAACCAGUUCCAUUACUGUCAAUGUGUCCAUCCCUUUUUUUGUUUCUAAAAAUAAUUUUUUUU
Molecule: messenger RNA, 1933 nt
Organism: Rhizopus microsporus ATCC 52813
Lineage: Eukaryota; Fungi; Mucoromycota; Mucoromycetes; Mucorales; Rhizopodaceae
Product: RAI1-domain-containing protein
Exons: 7
Coding region: 460-1617 (385 amino acids)
Biological process (GO): nuclear-transcribed mRNA catabolic process; NAD-cap decapping
Cellular component (GO): nucleus; cytosol
Molecular function (GO): mRNA 5'-diphosphatase activity
Source: RefSeq, a predicted model, not a curated record